Eimeria acervulina is the source of this 1014-nucleotide messenger RNA. RefSeq lists its product as hypothetical. Bases 1 to 1014 code for a protein of 337 amino acids. NCBI's taxonomy places the organism in Eukaryota, Apicomplexa, Conoidasida, Eucoccidiorida, Eimeriidae. The transcript has 3 exons. The record is from RefSeq and is a predicted model, not a curated record.
AUGAGUGGCUCAGAGGAAGAAGGAACUAGAGCGGAGCCUCGCAGUCCGACGAGGGCCCAGCGAACAUCGUCUUCUAAUUUUGUUAGAAGCCCCUCAGAUACCAGCAGCAGCAGCAACAGCAGCAGCAGCAAUGCAGGACAACAGAAGCUCACGACCUCCCAGCGCGUCUGUCAGCUUCUCCUUGAGCGCCAUGGCAGCAGAAUAAUUCAAUUGCUGCUGCAGAACGACGAAGGGAAGCGACUGCUAAAGGAAUUUCUCGCUCUUUCUUUCAGCCCUGCUGAACAAGAGGGCGGCAAUUGCUUCGUUCAUAUCAUAGAGAAAGAUCCUGAGUCUUUGCUGCCCCUUCUCCUAGCGAAAUCAGGCGACAAAGGCGUUGCUCGGGGUCUUUCCGUUUGUUUGCUGCGCGGUGUAUCGAACACAGCAGCAGAAUUUCUUCAGCCAGUUGUUGAGGCGCUGGCUGACGCAAUUCUGCAGCCUUUGGGGGAGCAGAAGGCAGCAGCAGGAGCUCCAGAAGAUACAGCUCAAGCAGCAGCAGCAGCUGAUGCUGCUGCUGCUGAUGAUGAAGGUGGUGAUGGAACGGGUAGUAAGAGACAAGAUGAAGAGACAAACACGGAGGCACCGACAAAGCAGCGGUCUCGCGUGCAGGAGCUGAUAAGGGAGCAGCAGCGGAGGUGUCAGCAGCAGCAGCAGCAGCAGCAGUUGCUGCGGCAGCGCAGCAGCGGGGUGCGCGACUCAGCAGAAGGAUCUCAAUUGAGUGUGGAGACAGGAGUAGGCAAGCGCAGCCAAGUCCAGCACGAAAAGCUGCUAAUUCAAGCCCUGAUUUUUGCUGCUAGUACGGAGUCUGAAGCAGCAGCAAACCUCUGCGAUCAACUUGUUAACUUCUCUCCUGCUGUCUUAACCCGAGUAAUUAAAAUUGAAGUCUCCAGAAACGCAGCAGAACAAAACCCUGCAGCAGCUGCUUCACCCACUGCAGCACCACCUGCUGCAACCCCCGAGGCAAAGAACUCCCUCUGA